Sus scrofa (pig) is the source of this 3817-nucleotide messenger RNA. It is a transcript of the gene NUP93, whose product is annotated as nucleoporin 93. Gene Ontology annotation, cellular component: nuclear pore. Gene Ontology annotation, biological process: protein import into nucleus; poly(A)+ mRNA export from nucleus. NCBI's taxonomy places the organism in Eukaryota, Metazoa, Chordata, Mammalia, Artiodactyla, Suidae. The record is from RefSeq and is a predicted model, not a curated record. Gene Ontology annotation, molecular function: structural constituent of nuclear pore.
CUGAAAGACAAGGUCUCAGUUUGUUUAAAAUACUGAAAUGAAUUCAGAAACAUUUAACUCAUUUGAUAGAAAAAGUACUUGAUUCUCCUGAAGAUUGUUCAGAUUUGUGCCUUGUCAUUCUAACAUUUUUCUUAAAAAAAAAUCUAUUGGGUGGGGCAAAGGGGUAUUUGCUUAAAGAUUUAAAUUGUUGAUUAUUUAGGAUUUUUGCAGACCUUUAAGUAGUAAGUAGUGUGGACUUUGUUUUGGAUUUUUUGAAAAGAUGCAUGUAAAGUACAGGAUUCUUUUAUGAAGUAAAAUAUUAAAAUGGGAUUUUUCUUUGCUAAAACCAGAUCCUUCUUUGGGAUUGUAGGGGUGUGUGUGUGUGUGUGUGUGUGUAAUGCUUUACAAGAAAUUCAGUCAUUUAAUAUUUUGUGGGGAAAAGUACUAUUAGAGGUAUUUGUAAUUAUCUUGUAGGAAAUACUUUAGCAUAAGGCUUUAAGUUAGAAGAAUUAAAGAGUAAUUCUUAAGUCUUACCAAAUGUAAGUAAUUCAAAUUAAGAUACUUUUUCUAUCCUAAAUUCAUCCUCAAAAGAGUAUAAGACCUUUAAGUGUAUUUCCAGUUUUUGGUGCAGCAAAUGUGAUUUGUGUAAGUGAAACGAAAACUUCCUAAGUCAUGUGAGCAUUAUCUGGAGGGUGAUAAAAAUUAUAAAUAUUGCCUAUACUACUUUUAAUAUCAGAGAGAAAAUGCUUUUAAUUCAGCAUUAAAGAGUAGCUUGAUUAUUGUCUUCCCUUAAAAAAAAAAAAGGUGAUGUAUAGCUUUUUAUUCUAAGAAAUGUGUUUGUAUCAUGGGACCUGUAGGGUCUGGACUUCUUUCUGAAGCAUGGACUUGGAAAUUGCUCACCUAGUUGAGAGAUUGAGCUCCCUUCAGAGGUGUGGGACUUUUCUGUACUCUUAACAAUAGGAAGACUUGAGGCUCUGUCAAGUGGGGAAUGGAGUAGAGCUGCUGUGGGAAGGGAGAGGAACUGUGAGAAUGUCACUUGUCUCGGCAUUGGAAGUCUGGAUUUAACCAGGGCUAAGAUCCCUUUAAAACUCUGACCCAGUGCAGCAUUGCAAAGAAUUGAUUUCUGAGAUGAGACAAUGAGCUGUGGUUUGCAUUUUGUAAAGAUGGAGGAAACCUCUAACACUGACCCUGUAUGGGAGAUGACUCAAUUAUCCAUGCUUUGGUACAGUUGCAAAUUAUUUUCCUUUGUCUGAAGUGGGAGGAUGCCAGUGCCUUCAUCAGAGCUCCUAAUUUAAUGUAUGGAAAAAUGUCUCAGCCACCAUUUUUAACAAUUAGCUGUAUCAUGGUUGAGGUGAGCUGGGUUCUGAAGGCUGCUGCAGGGCCAUUUCAUUUACAUUAGGUUCUGUGGCACUAGAGCUUUGUUACUGUAAAACUCAGAAAAUGAAUUUGCAGCCUGCAUAGAAGAGUUCUCUAGGAGGGUGGAGAGCAUUCCCGGAAAGAAAAUGGAAUCCUUUUGUCUACAGGCUUCCUAAAGAAUGAAAAGGACAAUGCCCUGCUGUCUGCCAUCGAAGAGUCCCGGAAGAGGACCUUCGGUAUGGCUGAGGAGUACCAUCGAGAGUCAAUGCUGGUUGAGUGGGAGCAAGUGAAACAGCGGAUUCUCCACACACUGCUGGCAUCAGGAGAAGAUGCCCUUGACUUUACUCAGGAAAGUGAGCCAAGUUAUAUCAGUGAUGUGGGACCCCCUGGUCGAAGCUCUCUGGACAGCAUCGAGAUGGCCUACGCCCGGCAGAUUUAUAUCUAUAAUGAGAAGAUUGUAAAUGGACACCUGCAGCCUAAUCUCGUGGACCUCUGUGCCUCUGUCGCAGAGCUGGAUGAUAAGAACAUCUCUGACAUGUGGGCCAUGGUAAAACAAAUGACAGAUGUGCUUUUGGCGCCGGCAACCGACGCCCUGAAGAGCCGUAACAGCGUGGAGGUGCGCAUGGAGUUCGUCAGGCAGGCCUUGGGGUACCUGGAGCAGAGUUAUAAGAAUUACACCCUUGUGACUGUCUUUGGAAACUUGCAUCAGGCCCAGCUGGGCGGGGUGCCUGGGACUUACCAGUUGGUUCGAAGUUUCCUGAACAUCAAACUUCCAGCUCCCUUGCCUGGACUUCAGGAUGGAGAGGUGGAAGGCCAUCCCGUGUGGGCCUUAAUUUAUUACUGCAUGCGCUGUGGAGACCUGCUUGCCGCCUCACAGGUGGUUAACCGCGCUCAGCACCAGCUGGGAGAGUUUAAAACUUGGUUCCAGGAGUACAUGAACAGCAAGGACAGAAGAUUGUCCCCAGCUACAGAGAACAAGCUCCGGCUGCAUUACCGCAGGGCCCUCAGGAACAACACGGAUCCCUACAAACGGGCCGUGUACUGUAUCAUCGGCAGAUGUGAUGUCACCGACAACCAGAGCGAGGUGGCCGACAAAACCGAGGACUACCUGUGGCUCAAGUUGAACCAGGUGUGUUUUGAUGACGACGGCACCAGCUCCCCACAAGACAGGCUCACUCUCUCUCAGUUCCAGAAACAGUUGUUGGAAGACUAUGGCGAGUCCCACUUCACGGUGAACCAGCAGCCCUUCCUCUACUUCCAAGUGCUCUUCCUGACAGCGCAGUUUGAAGCUGCAAUUGCCUUUCUCUUCCGCAUGGAGCGGCUGCGCUGCCAUGCUGUCCACGUGGCACUGGUGCUCUUUGAGCUGAAGCUGCUUUUAAAAUCCUCGGGACAGAGCGCCCAGCUCCUCAGCCAUGAGCCCGGUGACCCUCCCUGCAUGCGGAGGCUGAACUUUGUGAGGCUGCUCAUGCUCUACACCCGCAAGUUUGAGUCCACGGACCCGAGGGAGGCCCUCCAGUACUUUUACUUCCUCAGGGAUGAGAAGGAUAGUCAAGGAGAAAAUAUGUUUCUGCGCUGUGUGAGCGAGCUGGUGGUAGAAAGUCGAGAGUUUGAUAUGAUUCUUGGGAAACUAGAGAAUGAUGGAAGUAGAAAGCCUGGAGUCAUAGAUAAGUUUACUAGUGACACAAAGCCUAUUAUCAACAAAGUUGCUUCUGUGGCAGAAAACAAAGGACUGUUUGAAGAAGCAGCAAAGCUUUAUGACCUUGCCAAGAAUGCUGACAAGGUGCUGGAGCUGAUGAACAAACUGCUCAGCCCUGUCGUCCCCCAGAUCAGUGCGCCACAGUCCAACAAGGAGAGGCUGAAGAACAUGGCGCUCUCCAUCGCAGAACGGUAUAGGGCUCAGGGAAUCAGUGCAAAUAAAUUUGUGGACUCCACGUUCUAUCUUCUGUUGGACUUGAUCACCUUUUUUGACGAGUAUCACAGUGGGCAUAUUGACAGAGCCUUUGAUAUAAUUGAUCGCUUGAAGCUAGUGCCUCUGAAUCAGGAAAGUGUGGAAGAAAGAGUGGCUGCCUUCAGAAAUUUCAGUGAUGAGAUCAGGCACAACCUCUCAGAGGUGCUUCUCGCCACCAUGAACAUCUUGUUCACACAGUUUAAGAGGCUCAAGGGGACGAGUCCAUCCUCGGCAUCCAGGCCCCAGCGAGUCAUCGAGGACCGUGAUUCUCAACUCCGCAGUCAAGCCCGGGCCCUGAUUACCUUGCUGGGAUGAUACCCUACCGGACGUCUGGGGACACCAAUGCGAGGCUGGUGCAGAUGGAGGUCCUCAUGAAUUAAGUGCGAUGCUCUGAGGGUUCCUGGGGCUGCUGGCUGUCAGUACCUCGGGCGCGGGGCCCCGCCGCAGGGGGAGUCUCUGGUUUUGUUUCUGUUGUGUUUGUUUUGUUUUUUGUAUUAUGUAUUUUUGUCAACACCAAUAAAUUUCUUUGAUUUG